CGGUGAUGGGUGCGACUUAAUUGCCUUUUUAGCCCCUAUUCUGCUCCUAUUCUCGAGCCCACAACCAGGUGGUUCGGGCAGAGAACCCACCGGCGGGGUUCUCCUCCGCGCGGAUUGCACGUCGCAUGCAUCUGCCUUCGGUCGCCGACAACCGGCCGUCACCCCGCAGCGGUGGAUUCAAGCCGGCUGCUUGCUCCCUUCUGACCCAGCUUUUGCUGAAAAAAAUGGACUUGUUAGUGUAGAGAAGCCCAGCCGUGAUCGAAGUGUCAACAAUCAACAAUAACCGGGAAGUUGCCGACGGUAAGGAGAUCAACCGGGAGAAGGAGAAAAAAAAAAAAGGGGGAAAAAGGGAAAAAGAAAAAAAAGAAAAACAAGGAAAAAAGAAGAAGAGAGAAAGACGGCAAAUCCACCCUCAUGGACUCGCAGCAAUUCCGAGAGGCCGCCACGGCCACCAUUGAUGAAAUCAUCACCUACUUCGACACCCUCGGCUCGCGCGGCGUCGUGUCGGCCGUCGAGCCGGGCUACCUGCGCAAGCUGCUCCCGGCCGAGGCGCCGCAGGACGGCGAGCCGUGGGCCGACAUCCAGAAGGACAUCGAGGCCAAAAUCAUGCCAGGCAUCACCCACUGGUCGCACCCGGGCUUCCACGCCUUCUUCCCCUGCGCGACGUCCUACCCGUCCAUCCUGGGCGAGCUGUACAGCGCGGCGCUCUCGGGCGCCUGCUUCAACUGGAUCUGCUCGCCCGCCGUGACCGAGCUGGAGACGGUCGUGCUGGACUGGCUGGCCAAGCUGCUCGGCCUGCCGGCCUGCUUCCUCUCGACCGGCCCGACCCGCGGCGGCGGCGUCAUCCAGGGCUCCGCCAGCGAGGCCAUCCUGACCGCCAUGGUCGCCGCGCGUGACAAGUAUCUGCGCGAGACCCUGCCUUUUCCUUAUCCUCUUCCCAGCAGCACAUCCUCCCCCGCAACCGACUCGUCCGACACCGACACCGAAACCGCGAACGCCCGCGAGGAGGCCAUCGCCCGCAAGCGCGCGCGCAUGGUCGCGCUGGGCACGACGCUGACGCACUCGAGCGCGCGCAAGGCGGCGCAGAUCCUGGGCGUGCGGUUCCGCGCGGUGCGCGUCUCUGCGCGCGACGGCUACGCGCUGACCGCCCCCGCGCUGGCCGCCGCCCUGGCCGAGUGCCGCGCCCAGGGGCUCGAGCCCUUCUUCCUGGCGGCCACGCUCGGCACGACCGACGUGUGCUCGGUGGACGACUUUGCGGGCGUCGCGGAGGCGCUGGAUGCCGACUACGAGGCUGCUGCUGCUGCUGGGGUUGUUUUUUCGGGUGGUGGGGAUGGGUUCGGUGGUCGUCAUGGUGAUGGUGAUGGUGCUGGCGAUGGGCAGAGGACUACUACUAAUAAUGGCUGUGCUGCGGUCGCGGGAGCGCAAGGACAGAGCCGGCCCGGCGAGGUGUGGGUGCACGUGGACGCGGCGUACGCCGGCGCCGCGCUGGUGUGUCCCGAGGUGCAGGCGCGCGUGCGGAUCGGGCUGAUCGAGCGGUUCCACAGCUUCGACAUGAACAUGCACAAGUGGCUGCUGGUCAACUUCGACGCGUCGUGCUUCUUCGUCCGCGACCGGGACUGGCUGGUGCGCGCGCUCGGCGUCAACCAGGCCGUGUACGGCAACAAGGCGUCCGACGGCGGCCUCGUGACCGACUACCGCGAGUGGCAGAUCCCCCUGGGCCGGCGCUUCCGGAGCCUGAAGAUCUGGUUCGUGCUGCGGUCGUACGGCGUGAAGGGCCUGCAGGAGUACAUCCGGCGGACGAUCGCGCUGGGCGAGCAGUUUGCCGCGUCGCUGCGGGCCCGGGAGGACCUGUUUGAGAUUGUGGCCGGGCCGAGCUUCGCGCUGACCGUCUUCCGCUUGGCGGCGCGGUCCGAGGGCGAGACGCUGGAGGAGAGGAAUGCGCUGACCCGGGCGCUGUAUGAGAAGGUGAACGCCACGGGCAAGAUCUGGCUGACGAGCACCGUGCUGGACGGACGCUUCGCCAUCCGGCUGAUGACGGGCGUAAGGACGACAGAGCGGGAGCAUGUCGAGGCGGCGGUCAAGACCUUGGUGGAGGUUGCUGAGGAGGUGAUGAAGGGGUGACAGCUGCCACAUGGUUUGUGUAUAUGUAGACCAUAGACUGCCGAUACCCCGGCAUCAGUAUGUAUGUGAUGCUCUAUCCGUCAUGUCUCUUCCGCCCAGGACGGGCUAACCGCCUGCGACCAAUGGUUCGUGUUCAAGACACAAUGUACAAUGCCAAUGCUACCAUCUAUUGAUCCCACCGCCAGCACGCACACAUGUAUGUACACAACCCCUAGUUG
Messenger RNA from Thermothielavioides terrestris NRRL 8126, 2339 nucleotides. RefSeq lists its product as uncharacterized. Gene Ontology annotation, molecular function: pyridoxal phosphate binding; carboxy-lyase activity. The record is from RefSeq and is a predicted model, not a curated record. Gene Ontology annotation, biological process: amino acid metabolic process. NCBI's taxonomy places the organism in Eukaryota, Fungi, Ascomycota, Sordariomycetes, Sordariales, Chaetomiaceae. Bases 415 to 2121 code for a protein of 568 amino acids. The transcript has 3 exons.